Messenger RNA from Moneuplotes crassus, 1043 nucleotides. Lineage: Eukaryota; Ciliophora; Spirotrichea; Euplotida; Euplotidae. The record is from the annotation of a GenBank genome assembly.
UCUAUAUCCGUAUUACAGAUCCAUGCACUCGAGGAGCUAAUAUGUCCUGAGUUCCCUCUUCCUUUACUCAAAGUGGAGUAAAUGGUUUAGAGAAGGUUCUCAAGCUUAUAGAUAACACAGAUGGAACAUAUUCUGUGAGUUUCGCUUUAAAUCACAUUGGAGAUACAACUAUAUCAGUGGUUCAGUCAAAACAUCAAGAUAUAACUGGUGAAUAUUACAACUCAGGGACCAUCUCUGGUACUCCAGAUGUCACAAACACAACAGCACUCAUCAAUUUCACAUAUGCACAUGGGCAGGACAUCACUCCUGGUCAUCCUGAUUGGGUGGCUGCUCGCUUCACUGGGAAGCUCACUCCCUUUCAGUCUGGGACUUGAAACAUAACAUUACUUCAAGAUGAUGGAGCUACUCUCAAAAUAAAUGGAGUGGCCCAAAUCAGCAACUAUGGAAUUGGUAUGUUUGGAUCAACAAUAUUUUCUUAUAAUUUCAAUGCAUUCGAAACAUAUGACCUUGGUAUCGACUGGAUGGAAAAAACUGCUGGAGCUGCCUUGGUGCUCUCAUGGGAUUGAGGAGCUGGAAGCGUGCUCAUUUCUUCAGUAAAUUAUGCAUCUACUGAUGAUAUUGGAGGAAGCCCUUUACAAAUCUCUGUUGGGUGUCCUGACAAAUAUGAACAAGUUCCAUCAACUACUGACCAGUGAAGACCCAAGUGUGGAGAUGGGUUUGUCAUCAGCCCGGAAGUCUGUGAUGACCACAACACCAACAAUGGCGAUGGCUGCAAGUCUGAUUGCACUGCUAUGGAAUCAAACUGGGCUUGACCAGGAGGUUCUUCUACAACUAAAAGUGUAUGAACUGAAUGCACACAGGGUCUUUACUUGAACAAUCCAUCAAAUCCUACUGAAUGAGUGGCUGAAUGAGGAGAUGGAUACAGAGUUGGCUCAGAAGCUUGAGAUGACGGUAAUAAUAUCGAUAGUGAUGGCUGAUCUUCUGAUUGAAAUGAAAUUGAACUUGCUUGGAAAUUUUUACUCUCUGCUCUAUUGUUAUUCUAA